Xyrauchen texanus (razorback sucker) is the source of this 1180-nucleotide messenger RNA. RefSeq names its product methyltransferase like 18 (gene mettl18). Gene Ontology annotation, molecular function: protein-L-histidine N-tele-methyltransferase activity. The transcript is spliced from 2 exons. The record is from RefSeq and is a predicted model, not a curated record. The coding region runs from base 211 to 1176 and encodes 321 amino acids. Gene Ontology annotation, biological process: peptidyl-histidine methylation, to form tele-methylhistidine. NCBI's taxonomy places the organism in Eukaryota, Metazoa, Chordata, Actinopteri, Cypriniformes, Catostomidae.
UCUUACCGACAAACGGUUUAGCAAAACCUGCUCAUCUCAAACCAGCCUGUUUACUUCACAUCGUGUCAUAUCUUAUAUCGUAAUUACAGUUUAGUUCAAUUGUUUUUCAACGCGAUUACAAACCAACUGCAGCAAAGAUUUGUGGGAAUUGUAGUUCCACUAUUGUAGCUAUUCACACGUGUUAACGCUGUGGUUGAAUUUGUCCUCGACAUGGCGUUCAGUUUCAACUUCGAUAUUCCUUUGCAAACAGAAGGAACCAAUGGUGAUGAACAUAAAGACGAUAAAGCACAAUAUGCGGAUCCUAUAUGCACGGAAACUGUCCCAAAGAUGAAGGAUGCAAUUGAGCAUGGACAUUCGGCAGAUCCUCUCUCACAACUUGACAACUGGGUGCCUGAAACCAUCACUAUUGGUACUCUGCCUCCUCUCCUCUGUCUCAAUGAAUCAGUGUUUGAGAAGACCGCCCCUGAACGAGAGGACAGUGAGGAGAUACUGGCUAAAACACUCACUCAAAACUCAGACCUAAUCUCUGGAAUUUACGAGGGUGGACUUAAGAUAUGGGAAUGCACUUAUGAUCUUCUUGAGUACAUUGACGAUAAACAAGAAACCUUCUUUGGGAAAAGUGUGUUAGAUUUGGGUUGUGGAGCAGGUCUACUUGGUAUCCUUGCAUUGAAAAGAGGAGCCACCAAAGUUGAUUUCCAGGAUUAUAAUAGCACAGUGAUAGAGCAACUAACAUAUCCAAAUGCAUUUCUCAACUGCGAAGAAGAGAGUGAUGAUGAUGAGACAGGAGGGGAAAAUGGCAGCCCACCAUCCAAGAGGAAAGCCCUGAAUUCACAGAAAUUACUAUUAGAUCAUUGUGGCUUCUUCUCAGGGGACUGGAACUCUUUUCUCACACUUGUGCAAAAGAAAAAUCCUAAACCAAAAUAUGAUAUCAUCUUCACAUCUGAAACCAUAUACAACACAGACUACUACCCUUCUCUUCAUAAUGUGUUUUGCAGCCUGCUUGCUGAAAAUGGGAUUGUUUAUUUGGCAACCAAGUCUCACUAUUUUGGAGUAGGGGGUGGGCUUUAUCGGUUUCAGAAGUUUGUUGAGCAGAAUAAUGUGUUCCAAGUCAAAUGUUUGAAGGAUGUGGAUCAAGGCCUGAAGAGACAUGUUGUAUCAUUGUCAUUUAAAAAGUGAACCA